Bradysia coprophila is the source of this 688-nucleotide messenger RNA. It is a transcript of the gene ND-B16.6, whose product is annotated as NADH dehydrogenase (ubiquinone) B16.6 subunit. NCBI's taxonomy places the organism in Eukaryota, Metazoa, Arthropoda, Insecta, Diptera, Sciaridae. Gene Ontology annotation, cellular component: respiratory chain complex I. The record is from RefSeq and is a predicted model, not a curated record.
AAAAUCACCUAUUGAGUCCCAGUAAAAAAAAACCAUUGACGUCUUUAACACUCAGCUGGCUGUCGAGGUUGUCGAGUGUUAUGUAAAAAGAGCUGUGCUUUCGACCAUGGCGGCUGCGGCAAAAAAGCAGGAUUUGCCACCAAUUGGUGGUUAUAAAAAGAUCCUCUUCGCAAGAAAUCCAGCAAAAACGUACUUUAAUGGCUACCAGAUGAUCGCUGCAUAUUUCGGCAUUACGACAGCCAGUUGCUACGUUUACUACCUGACAUGGAAAGAAAUCUAUCGCGAUGAGAUCGAAAUGAGAUCCGGCAGGUUUGCAUUGGCUGCAAUGUUGCAAGCCGAAAGAGAUCGAGAAUAUUUGAAACAACUUCGUCGGAAUCGUGAUGAAGAAGCCGAAUUGAUGAAGGAUGUUGAAGGAUGGAAGGUUGGCACUUGGUUCGGUGAGCCAAUUUAUAAAACAACCCCAGCUGAUACGUUCCACGAUCCGAUUUUCAAAGAAUUCUACGCUCAUACAUCGUACAAGGAGUUUGCGAAGCGUGCAUUUUUGAAAGAAUGGACAUAAAUCGUGUACACUGCCCGGGUAAUGCAUUGUAGUUGGUCAUCUUCGGAAAUGUUUAGGUAAACUCGUUACAAUAAAAUGUCAUAAUUGAAGCAGCAAAUGAAGAGAAAAAUAAAUUUUAACGAGACAAAA